Messenger RNA from Lycium ferocissimum, 1424 nucleotides. Its product is annotated as transcription factor MYB93-like. NCBI's taxonomy places the organism in Eukaryota, Viridiplantae, Streptophyta, Magnoliopsida, Solanales, Solanaceae. The record is from RefSeq and is a predicted model, not a curated record. Bases 59 to 853 code for a protein of 264 amino acids. The transcript has 2 exons.
AUUUAUUUUUCUCUAAUUUAAUUUUGUUUGUUUAUUUACACUAAAUUUUAUAGUAAAAAUGGGGAGGUAUCCGUGUUGCAAAGAUGAUGAUGAUAAUGAUUUGAAGAAAGGACCAUGGACAGAAGAUGAAGAUGAGAAAUUGACUGAUUAUAUAAACAAAAAUGGCCACACAAAUUGGACAUCAAUUGCAAGAAAAGCAGGUUUAAAAAGAUGUGGAAAGAGUUGUAGAUUAAGGUGGAAUAAUUAUCUAAGGCCAGAUAUUAAGAGAGGGGGAUUCUCACAUGAAGAAGAAGAAACCAUCAUCAAUCUCCAUUCUGUUCUUGGAAAUAAGUGGUCGAGAAUUGCAGCUCAUCUUCCGGGAAGAACUGAUAAUGAAAUCAAGAAUUUCUAUAACACACAUUUAAGGAAAAAACUUCUCAAAUUGGGAAUUGAUCCCAAAACACACAAACCAAUAACUCAUCUAAAUUCCCUUAUAGAUCUUUCUAAUCAAUUUACAUCUAACUCAAACUAUUUUGUUUCUUUAGCUUCUGCUCUUAGAUUACAAGCACAUUUUACUUUACUAGCCAAAAUCCAACAACUUCUACAAAGCCCUCUUUCAUCUACAAAUACAAAAUUCUUUUCACCCAUGCAAGGCAAUUUUUUAGGUCAUCCAAUUGAUCAAGCUGAAAGAUCCCAGUUCUUGAAUUCCUCUCUAGCAAACUUCACUACCACAAGACCAUGUUUGGAUAAUACUCCUAAUUCACUUCCCAAUUAUUAUUCUUCUAUUUCAAAUUCCUUAGAAGUUCCUUCUGAAAAAUUUGAUAAGAUUGAAACGAUACAGAGAAGUUCAAAGAUGGCCCCUGUACGAGGGUGACAUGCACAAACCGAGAAAUGGUGCAAAUUCAUCAGAAUAUUUUCAAGCAAGUGAGUUGAAUUUAAAUGCAGAUCAUGCUGAAUGCUCAAUUCCUUCACUUGUUCCCUCUACUUCUGAAAAUUCAAAUUUAGACCAAAAUUGUAUACCCAAAUUCUCAGAAUUAGAUGAUAUUGAUGCAUGGGAGAUACCUCAAGAUGAUGAAGCCAUCAGUUCUUUUUGGAAUACCAUUUUCCAAUGAUUUUUUUUUUGGUCAUGUUUAAGAAAGGAUGUAUUUUUUGUAUGUCUUGAUACUUUAGCCUAGUUCUCUUUCUUUCUUUCUUUUUUUUUUUUUUUUGGUCACUUCUCUUUCUUUCUUUUUGGUACAAUGUUGAUAAAACAUGUUUUUUGUGUGUGUGGAGGGUGUUGUUUUUUUUAUCUGUAAUUGUUGAAAUCAUCUGUCAAUGUUAUGUUUCCAUGUAUGUAUGUCUAUGUUGGAGCUGUUGUUUGUGUUAUUUUCUCAUUUUUGUCUAAGUAUGUUAUGAAUAUCAAUUAAUUAUAAGGACAAGAAUUGUUAAUUUACCUAUCUUGCUUA